Aspergillus terreus NIH2624 is the source of this 3192-nucleotide messenger RNA. Its product is annotated as putative ubiquitin C-terminal hydrolase. Gene Ontology annotation, cellular component: cytoplasm. The transcript has 3 exons. The coding region runs from base 1 to 3192 and encodes 1063 amino acids. NCBI's taxonomy places the organism in Eukaryota, Fungi, Ascomycota, Eurotiomycetes, Eurotiales, Aspergillaceae. Gene Ontology annotation, molecular function: cysteine-type deubiquitinase activity. Gene Ontology annotation, biological process: protein deubiquitination. The record is from RefSeq and is a predicted model, not a curated record.
AUGUUCCCAGAUACAGCGGCCCUACCGUCCCCUCCGGAUUUCGCGCCAUGGGACAAUACCAAUCCUCGCUCCGAGCCUCAUGGCGGCGUCUACUCAGGCAGCAGGCAAAAUGGCGGCACAGGAUCCUAUCAGAAUAGUAGCCGUGCAUCUCCCAUCGGGUCACGACGUCCUCGAUUUCCGAAUAUCAAAGACCUCCAAGACCAGGCCGCCGCUUUAGAUGUUAGCGAAACGUCGUCCCUCGAUGAGUUGCUGGGCAAGGCACGAGAGGCCAUCGGCAAAGCGAGAGACUAUGCCGACAAUGACGAACCCGAUAAAGCCUACGUCCAGUACCUUCGUGCGUCCGAGAUCACCAUCAAUGUUAUCCCCCACCAUCCCGACUACCGCACCACCGUUACGCAACGUCCUUCAUGGUAUAAGCAGUUUGCAGACUUGAUGAUGGGGAAUAGUACGCGCGGCCGUACGAAUGAACCUGGAGACAGUCAAAUCCGGAUGCCCAGUCCAUCUCAAUUCCAAGCUGCACCCAGUCUUCAAUCAAAUCCCAGCCGACAUUCAACUCCUGCAGAUGAGCUGGCUCAACGGUUUGCUAAGUUGAAGGCAUCCCCUCCUUCAGAUGUGCCGACUUCAUUCGCUGCUGGUCCAAACGGGAUAACUCCAACAUCAACACCAAGCGAUCCGCAUUCCCGAUCAUCCUCUGCCAUUCAUCAAACGUUACCGAGUUCAAACCUUAGCUCUCCAUCGCGACGACCCCUUGGUCCUCGUAGCAUGGGGUCAUCCACUAGUGUCCCUGGAGUACCGCCAAAGAUUCCCCUCAAUACUUCGCUGCCGCGUGCACCGGAUCCUACAUAUAGUCCUAUAUUCACAGUACCAUCUCAACCUCCAUCAAACCCUCCAAGGACGUCGACAGAGAGUUCGCGUCCCGUCAAUCCCCGAUACUCGCAUCUCGCAAACUCCCCUCGUGGGUCUCCUCAUGGAAGCCCUGUUCGGAACGGAUUUGACGAUAAUCCUUAUCGGUCACGAACCCCAAAUGGCGUACAUUCGGUCAGAGAACCUCGAAGCAAUACUGCAGAUCUGCCACACAGCCACACCGUGACCGCCCACGAUUUGCUAGAAUACCUUCGAAGAUACAAUGUACUGUUGAUCGACGUGCGUUCUCGAGAUCAGUUUGAUCAUGGCCAUGUCUACGCUAAGUCCAUCAUCUGUAUCGAACCGGUGGCAUUGAAGGAAAAUGUGUCUGCGGAGGAGCUUGAAGAACGCCUGGUCGUAUCGCCCGAACAUGAACAGUCUUUGUUCGAGCGGCGCAACGAGUUUGACCUGAUAGUUUAUUAUGACCAGACCACCGACUCUGUCAGCUACCUCGCGGGUUCCCCUGUCGGAACGACCGCGCCACAUCUUCGGGCCCUCCAUGAUACGCUUUAUGAGUUCAACGCGUACAAACCCUUAAAGGAUGGAAGACCUCCGGCGCUUCUUCUUGGGGGGCUUGACGCGUGGAUUGACCUCCUCGGUCAGCAGUCCCUUGCUACGUCGUCCACGGCAGCUGUGAUGGGCUCCAUCCAAAACAAACGGCCCGUCAUGCGGCCAGGACGACCCCUGGGACGUGUUCCGACUAUGGUCAGUGCUAACUCUAGCUUGGAGGUGCGGAAACGGCGGUUGCGUGAGUAUCGGCCAUUGAACCCCGAGGAACUCACAGCCUGGAUGGAAAAGUCCCGAAAUGAGGAAAUUGACACCAGCACAUACAUUGGCGAGGGAGAGUUAACAGAGGAGCCGGAAGAAGAAACUGGGGAAGAAGCGCCUCCUAUUUCGCCAUUCGUACAUACGUAUGAGGAUUUCCUACGCCGCUUCCCGGAACCACAUGCUAUCCAACAGUCCAUGGUGACACCACUUGCUCGACCACCGGUACCACCAGUACCUAACUACGCUGCACCCGUGCCCGUCGCUCCAUCACGGCCUCCGCCUGCCGUCCCACGUCCGAGCUACAGUGGGGUCACUGAUGGCCGGCAGAUUCAGCCUCCUCUGGAGCGCCAAAACUCGGCCACGAAAACUGCGCUAUACACCCCAAGUUCCAUGUUGAGUCGACUCAAACUUCCGCGCACGGGGUUGGCCAAUUUUGGGGUCACCUGCUACAUGAACUCCACCAUCCAAUGUCUGAGUGCGACGGUCAUGCUGAGCAAGUUUUUUAUUGAUAACCGCUUUCGAUACUACGUGCAAAAGAACUGGAAGGGGUCACAAGGCGUCAUGCCAGGACUGUUCGCCAAUUUGAUCCGGUCCUUGUGGAAGAAUGACGUGGAAGUCAUCAUGCCGACUUCAUUUCGGAAUUUCUGUGGACGACUGAACCAAGAAUGGGCCAUUGACCGCCAGCAGGAUGCCAAGGAAUUUUUCGAUUUUGUUGUUGAUUGUCUCCACGAAGACCUCAACAUCAAUUGGCAGCGGAACCCGCUGCGGCCGCUGACAUUUGAGGAAGAGAUGCAGCGCGAAAAGAUGCCGGUAGCCAAGGUGUCGCGGAUCGAAUGGGACCGGUAUUGCCAUCGCGAGGAAUCUUUCAUUUCGUCGCUCUUUGCCGGCCAGCACGCUAGUCGGCUCCGUUGCACCACCUGCAAGCGGACAUCCACCACAUACGAGGCAUUCUACAGCAUCAGCGUCGAGAUUCCGCCAUCGGGCACGGGCGAUAUUUAUCAGUGCCUCCGCAGCUACUGUCAAGAGGAGAUGCUGAGCGGCGACGAGGUGUGGAAAUGCCCGUACUGCAAGUGCGAACGGGUGGCGACCAAGCAAAUCAUUAUCACGCGUGCACCGCAGAUCCUGGUAGUCCAUUUCAAGCGCUUUUCGGCGUCCAAGACACAAAGCGCCCGCAAGAUCCAUACGCCCAUUGACUUCCCGCUCCAUGGGCUUCGGAUGGAUGAUUUUGUGUUUGCAUCUGCGCCGCCGGUGUCCAAUGACGCGAAUGCCGCGGUGCGGCAGGACAUGUCGCCGACGGCACCGCCCUUCACCUACGAUGCGUAUGGGGUGCUGCGACAUAUCGGAUCGUCGAUGGGAAGCGGACACUACAUCUCGCUGGUUCGGGAUGCACAGCGCCAAUGUUGGCGCAAGUUCGAUGACGACCGGUCGUCGGAUUUCAACCCGCGAGACCUCCGGUACAAGGACCGGUUGCAGAACGAACAAGCAUAUAUUGUAUUUUACGAGCGGGUGCCCGCGAAGUAG